AAACAUUGAAGGCGGCACCGCCCGUGUCGUUGUACUCAGUGAUGUGACCUGGCCCGAUGUGUCUCUGGUCUUAACUUUCCCCCAGCAAAUUUAAAACGGCAAUAACACGAUGCAGCGUUUGAUUCCAACGUUGGGCAUCUCCUGGUACCGACACUGAAAGCGCCGGAGGAGGAGAUCUCUCGAUCCCCUGCUACAUCAUGAGGAGCACCCCAUGCUAACUUAGCUAGCCAGCUACACUGUUAGCAUCUUAGCAGCUGUCCCGUCCACUUGAAGGCAUAACUGAGACCAGUACAAAGACCAUACGGAGUUUAUAGUAACAGGGAGACCAGCACAAUGACCUCAGCUUCUACUAAAGUCGGCGAGAUCUUCUCCGCAGCUGGAGCUGCCUUCACCAAACUCGGAGAACUAACCAUGCAGCUUCACCCAGUGGCGGACUCCAGCCCCACAGGUUCCCUUCCUCCCUCCAGUGGUCAGACCAAGGGCUCCGUGAAGAGGAAGCUGUACGAAGACGGAGCUCUGUGCGCCUCCUCGGAUGGGCCCAAGAAGGUCAUCAAAAAAACCUUUGCUAGUGUUGCCAUGGCGACAAAAGCGACUCCAUCCGUCAUCUCGGUUCCGAAAGCUCAGGUUGCCAUGGCGUCAGGACUACAGGGUUCCCCCUCCAGGCAGCCCACGCUGAAGAAGCAGAAAACCGGAGAUGUGACCCUCAGUGCUCUCAACGACUCAGAUGUAAACAGUGAUCUUGUGGACAUCGAGGGACUGGGGGAAGGAUCCAACUCCAAAAAACUCAACAACUUUGAUCAAGAUAACUUGGACUCGGGCCUCAUCUUGAACUCCGGUGAUCUUCCUUUGCUCUCCCGUUGACCUUUUACCUUCUUUGGACUUGAAAUGAUGCACUCAGAACGAUGACAAUAAGAGCAAAGCGGCGAUGAACUGGACUUCUCAUUUGAGCCUGAAGCGGCAUGAAUUUUGUGCGAUGUCAUGCAGGACUCGUCCAAUCCUACGCCACUCCUGAGAGAGUUGUUGGCACCAACGUUUUUUUUUUUUUUACCACAAUUCUUUUUAAUUGAGAACAUUUUGCCUUCUUAUUGACUUUAAAUUUGUAUGUACGUCCAGAAAGUCCCAAAAGACCCAGAACAGCAAGGAUGGUCUUCCAGCAUUGGUACUGCCUGUGUUUUUUUUUUUUUUAAGUCAGGAAAAGCAACAGAACGCAGCAGAGAAAUGACGCCUUUGAUCCAGAUGCCCCCGAUGCCGAGGCAGAUGUUUGUCUGAGCAAUGUAAAAUAUUUUACUCUAUUUCAUGUUCAAAUCAGUUGUGCAAAACUCAAACAAAAGUUUGAUUCAACUGAUGGGUUAAACAUAUUGCACCAGUUAUUAGAAUUAGAGUAUUUAGAACAAAACAGAGUGAUGGUUCUGGUAUAUUUUCAAUGUUAACCUGCCAUUAAAAUGUGUUUAGGUGGACAAGACAGUAGAAAUCUGGUCAUACACCUUUCAUAACGGUAAAGGAGAUUUUUUUUUUUUUUUUAGCUCCUGAUCCAUAGUUUGUUCUGAAAUAAUACAAAUGAACGAGCCAUGCAGCUGCGCCUGUCUUCUGCUGGUGGCUUUGAAGAGAACCUAGGAAAUGUCUCGGGCUAAAACAAAGUGGGGAAGAUUUUCACAUGUUUUAGGGUGUCUCGGUACGUUUUCACACGACUUAGCUCACGUGCUGCAACUCCUGUUUUUCUAAACUCCAUCACCUAACACUGGAGAUGAACCCCAUACAGCCCCACUUAUUAGAAUAUAAUAAUACUAAUUUUUAACUUACUCUCUUUCUGUAGACAAGCAGGCGAGUUAACACAAUGAUAAAUACGCACACAGUGCACUGUUAAGCGGGGGACGAGGCCCAUUGACUGCCCCCUCCGCUGCUGGAUUCAAUGCGCUGGCUAACUGAUGCUAAUUGCCGCUGUUUUGAAGCCUAAAAACACAACGUGGAAGUUUGGCAUUAAAAUUCUUAAUGCCAAACCCAAACUGUCACGAAACCAAUUCAUGGUUUGGUGACAGUAUUGUUCUGAUCCUAGAGUUCAAACACCACAUGUUGACUAAAUAAGUAGAAUCAUCUCUCAUAGUAGUUGGGCACCAAAACCAAUACGUGAGUAUUUCUGCACAGUGUAUUUGGUACUUUGUGAUAUUAGACUCACACAUUUGAAUCAUUGUUUUACAGCUUAUAGCAACUAUAAAAAAAUAAAACAAUUUCUGCAUUUGGUAAGGUCUUCUUUUGAAUGCAUUUAUUGGCAUAAUUUGACACAUCAUGGUAUAUUGAGCAUGCAGGCCAUCUACGGUAUUAGUUUCAAAUAGUUUUAAUUAAGCAGCAGUUACAGAAAUACCUUCAGUAACAUGUGGGCACAAACACUAUAUGACACCAAUGUUAAACUAUUGAAUUUGUUUAUUAAUUAUCUGGUGUAGAAACACCAAAUUGCCUUUUUAUCCAUUGGUCGGGAGUAGAUUUUAAUGGUUUCCUCCCUUUUCUCCGAAAAUGUUUAGAAUUAGGACAGGGAAUGUCGCAUUGUACAAGUAAAGCCUUCAGAGACUAA
This is a messenger RNA of Pungitius pungitius (ninespine stickleback), 2566 nucleotides long. RefSeq lists its product as uncharacterized. The transcript has 5 exons. Gene Ontology annotation, cellular component: MLL1 complex; NURF complex. The record is from RefSeq and is a predicted model, not a curated record. The coding region runs from base 334 to 861 and encodes 175 amino acids. NCBI's taxonomy places the organism in Eukaryota, Metazoa, Chordata, Actinopteri, Perciformes, Gasterosteidae.